Molecule: messenger RNA, 487 nt
Organism: Symbiodinium sp. CCMP2456
Lineage: Eukaryota; Dinophyceae; Suessiales; Symbiodiniaceae
Source: the annotation of a GenBank genome assembly
GCUUCCCAGCCUGCUUCCAUCGACAUCGCGCUAUUGGACGCUUGGGAGAGCGGCGGCAGCAAUUUUGCCGCCAUCCGCUCCGACUCGACCGAUUGCAGAGCCAGUUCCACUGAUCGUGAGGCAUAUUGAGGAUCCCUCGGCCAAGAUCCUGCAGACGCCUAUAGGAGAUGGGCUCUUGAACUCAAUAUCUCCUGUGGGCGAUGCCUUAGUGCCAUUGUGCCCUCUCCAAUGCGCUCGGCCACCACACAAGCACCGGAAGACUCAGGGCUUGGAGGAGAGGUGGUGGCUGGAGUACGACCCGCCCAAAGCAAACUACAAGAGUGGUUUCGGUCGAGGUCCGUUUGGUGGCAACAGUAUUCCGAAGCAGAACUGGCCACGACAGAUGGUGCCCAUCGAGCUUAAAAAGAAGUGGGAGAAGCGUGAAAGAUUGCGCUAUGCUUUUCGCAAGCACGGCUUCGAACUGGAUGUUCCCAAGCUGGGGGGCUGA